UUUAAACGUGCGCUUGAGCUCCGCAGUGAAUAAAAAUUAGGCGACUUAGUCUCAAAAUUCAACCGGAUACUUUGCAUUUUAUCAAGGAUUCUUUUUGCCAAACAUGUUGUCCUGGCAAUUAUGGUGUACUUCUUUAUUUCUUUUGUGGGUCAUUUUUUUGUGGACACGACGCAAAUUAUAUAGUUUAAUGCUUAAAAUACCAGGGCCAGUUGGCUAUCCCCUAAUUGGCAUAGUGCACAAGAUCCGCCAUAAGGAAGAUGUACUUCCUGUGCUCAAACACUAUUUGGAUAAAUACGGCUCUUUCGUAUUGUCUUGGCUUGGUCCCAUGCCAUUUUUGAUUGUUGCCGAUCCCCAAUUAACACAAGAUGUCUUGAACUCGCCGCAUUGCGUUAACAAGGGCAGUUUCUAUAAGGUAGUCGAAGAGGUUGCCGGCCUUGGAUUAUUCAGCAUGAAAGAGCCUCAUUGGAGUGCGUAUCGGAAGUUGUUUAAUCCGGCUUUUAGCCACAAGAUGAUACUCAGCUUUAUACCUAUUUUUAACUCAGAGGCAUCAUUUUUGCUGAAGACUGUAGAUAAAUCGGUGGAUUGUGGGGGACAGAACUUAAAACCAUUGAUGGAAGAUUUUUCUUUGAGCAUAGCGAGUCAAACUAUAUUGGGAGGAGAUGAGCACAUUAGAAGCAAUAAUUUGAUCGAAGCUUUCCAUGGUAUUGUGAAAUCCAUAACAGAUAUGGGCCUUUCGCCCUGGUUAAUAAGUGAAACGAUGAGGAAACUACUGGGCAAGGAAGAACAAUUCUCUAAAGCCAAGUCGCAGAUAAGUGGGUUCCUCGUAAAGUUUAUCGAUUCAAAAUUGACAAAGGGUUCUAAAGCGCCGGAAGACGAUAUACUUAUAAAUCUAGGCAUUGAUAUGAUGAAUCGUGGAAUGCUUAACAAGGAGGACUUGCAAAGCCAAUUAGGUAUCAUAUUAUUUGCUGCAUUUGAGACUUCAGCUAACACGGUGGUCUACACACUGAUGUUGCUUGCUAUGUUUCCCGAGUAUCAAGAAAAGGCGUUUCAAGAGCUUCGCUCAUUAUUUCCCAAUCCGGGAGACUUUGACGUUACUUAUGCCGAUACCCAGAAUAUGGGUUAUAUGGAUCUCAUUCUUAAUGAAUCGAUGCGUCUCUUGGCCCCAGUUCCAAUUAUCGCAAGGCAGACUAUGCAGGAUGUUCGUCUUUCGAAUGGAAUUGUUAUUCCCAAAGGAGUGCAAAUUGGUAUAGACAUCUUUCACUUGCAUCGCGAUAAGAAAAUUUGGGGGGAAAAUGCGGAAGAAUUUAAUCCCGAACAUUUCCUGCCCCAUAACAUGCAGGACAAGCAUCCCUAUUCGUUCAUACCCUUCACGAAGGGAAUACGUAACUGUAUAGGUUGGAGAUACGCUUUAGUAUCCAUCAAACUUACAUUAGCAAAAUUGUUGAGAAAUUAUAAGUUCUCGACCAAGUUUAAAUUUGAAGAUCUUGACUUUUUUGAGGAUUUAACUUUGGGGUUGAAGACCGUACCCUUGCUGGAAAUUCAAAGAAGAGAUUGCUAAUGUUAUAUGCUAUUAAUUAUUUAAUAUUAUUCAAAUUCGUUGUACAAAAGGCAUAUUAGCUAUCGAUAUUAUGAAUCAACAGUUCAAAUGUUCCAAGGAACACAGUGAGACCUUAAACGAUCUAAUACACUUUUUGGUAU
Molecule: messenger RNA, 1698 nt
Organism: Drosophila nasuta
Lineage: Eukaryota; Metazoa; Arthropoda; Insecta; Diptera; Drosophilidae
Product: putative cytochrome P450 313a4
Exons: 7
Coding region: 104-1558 (484 amino acids)
Molecular function (GO): monooxygenase activity; iron ion binding; heme binding
Source: RefSeq, a predicted model, not a curated record